AAUCCCAAUGAACAAAAACAAACCCGAUGCUGUUGUCUUUCACAUCCCCCAUCCUUUAUGACCAUUUGGGACCAGCGAGCAGAGCCGGAGCCUUCCCUUCCCUCCCACGUUCCUGGAAGGUCAGGCCGUGUCCGCAGCUCCAUGGGGACGCAGGAAUCCGCAGGAAUCCGCAGGAAUCCGCAGGGCCGGCCCGACCAGUUCAGACCAGUUGGUUAUCAGAGCGUCCCAGCCAACCCCCGGCGGGCCGGGAGGCGAUAAAUCACCCGGGGCAGGGCGGGGUGGCCGUGCCAGGCAGCCCCUGCAGCGCAUUCCCAGCGGGAAUGCCGCGGGAUACGGGGGAGGAGAGGCUGGAGGCGCCGGGAGGGGAUGAAUUGGGUGGGCAGAGGGUUUGGGGUGCCGGGAGGUGACAGACGGACAGACGGACACGCCGGGAGGUGACAGCAGCCCCGGCAUGGCAGCAAAGCGGAUCCCGCAGCUCCUGGAGCCAGGGCGGCCCUCGGGCAGGAUGUUCCCCUCGCCGGGCUGCAGGAGAGGCUUCCCCAGGGAGCCCGCCCCGUGGUGGGAUGGACCAUGGCCGUGUCCUCCUGUUGGCCCCGAGGACGGCUGGGACGAGCCACCCUGGGACGAGCCACCCUGGGAUGGGCCACCCUGGGACGGGCCACCCUGGGAUGAGCCACCCUGGAAUGAGCCACCCUGGAAUGAGCCACCCCAGGAGCAGCACAGGAGCCGCCGGCACAGGAGGCGCCCGGGGGAUUCACCCACAAAUCCAGGCCGGCCCAAAGCAGGGGUUCCCCCGCCAGCAGGAGAGGCAGAAAGAGCUGAGGGUCACAGUGGGGAGGGGGAGCAGCAAGAAAUCCCAAAAAUCCAGUGGGAUGUGUCCUCACGGUGGUCGCUCCCGUUGCAGCCCAGCCCCAGAGCCCCCAGACCCUGCCCUGGCCCCGGUGACAUCCCGUGGAAGGAGGAGGAGGGGGACAGGAGGUGGGCACCCCACGACUGUCCCCUGCCACCCCCUUGGGAUGACAGAGAAGCCGUCCCACCACCUGAGGACAGCUUUGGAGAAAUCUGGUACCAGGAUGUUCUGCCGGACCCCUGGCCCGAAUUCCCGGAGGAGCAGCAGCCCCCACCCGGACCCCCCUCCACCCAUCCAGGGAAUCCAGGCACAUUCCGGGAGCACCGCCCGCCCUGGAGCCGUCGUCCAGCCGGGAGGCGACAGAGCCACCCCCGGCAUCUGGUGCUGGUACCCCGGGCGUGGUGUCCCCGGCCACCCCGAGGGCACAAACCUCGCUCCAAGCCCUCCUCCCCUGCCCGCUUCAAGCGCAGCCAGGCCAGGAAGGAGCCGCAUCCCCCGGAGCAUCCCCGGGAUGUUGGGGAAAAGCCGGGACAGCCGCAGGAUGUGCCAGCGGCGGCUGGGAAUGCCCCGGAGCCCCCCAGUCCUGCCAGGAGCCCUCGGGAGAGCCCCACUGCCGAUCCCGGUGCUGCAGAGCCGCCGGUGGAGCUGGAAGCUGGGCAGACCCCUGUGGGCAGCCAGGAUCAGGAUCCCUGUGCUGCAGGAGCAGAUCCAGCCCCUCCAGAGGAGACCUCCAGCUCUCCUGGGAUCCAGGAGCACCUCCAGGUAGAGCCGUGCAGCCCUGGUGUCCCCAAGGCUGGCAGCAGUGACAGGUCACAUCCCCAGAGCCCAGCAGCCCCUGCAACCCCUGCCAAGGGGGAUCUGCUGGAGCCCAUCUCCUCUGGAGGGGCCGGGGCCGAGCUCAGCCCACGUUCCCGGGAGCAGCCACCGCCUGGAGCUGGGGAAACUGAGGCACAGGGUGCCCAGGAUGGGCCCCCAUGGAGCCUUCAGCCACCCGCAGAGCCUCCUCUUCCUCCUGGAUCUGCAGCAGAGCCCGAGGCUCAGCCCAGCCGGGCUUCUCCCGGAGCUCACACCACCCCAGAGACCUCCCCGGGGCCUGGGGCCGGUGAGACAAACCCGGCUGUGUCUGGCCAGCAGCAGCUCUGCUCCCUGCUCCCCACACCGCUCCCGGCCGGCAUCGAUCCCCGCUCCGCCGCCAUCCUCAGGAGGAAGGCAAAGAUCGAGCUGUCGUACCAGCAGUUCAGCCUGAGCAUCGCCGUGGUGGCCACGAUGCUGCUGCAGAAGGAGCCCUCGAUGGAGGCGGCGCUGGGGCUGGCGCUCAGGGCCAACCUCCGCCAGUGCCGCAUGCACCACCUGCAGCAGCUGCAGGAUUUCAUCGACAGCCUCGACUCGGACCCCGCCGGCCUCUGAGGGCAGCCCCCCACUCCUGACAGCGCUCUGGGGGGCUCAGGAGGGUGCUGAGCCUGCGGGACGAGCUGGGAGAUGUUGGCAGCCCCACUGUGUCUCUUGGAGAAGGAGGGUGAGCAGGAUAUGUUUGGGUUUAGCCCUGCCCAAACCCCUGAGGGCAGCAAAAGUGUUACUGGUUUUACUGGAGGGAGGGCAGCAGUCCCUCUGCUCUGUUGCUGAUUGCCAGGAAUGUGUUCCCAAACCCCAGCGAGUGUUUCUGUGUUUAAAUGUUCAAAUAAACCCCGUCUU
Molecule: messenger RNA, 2542 nt
Organism: Taeniopygia guttata (zebra finch)
Lineage: Eukaryota; Metazoa; Chordata; Aves; Passeriformes; Estrildidae
Source: RefSeq, a predicted model, not a curated record